AUCUAGUUGAAAUGGAAUCUUGGAAUUUGAAUGCUGAGGUAAUUAACCAAGGCGAUACAACUCAUGCGCCAACUGACAAAUAUAAGGACACAGUCUUCUCCUAUGGAACUGCUGGAUUCAGAACUGAUGCUGAUGCUCUGGAUAGGGUUUGUUAUAGAGUUGGAAUCGUUGCUGCUAUUAGAGCAUCAGAGACAGGAGCUGCUGGAGUCAUGAUUACUGCUUCUCACAACCCUCUCAAAGAUAAUGGAGUUAAGAUUAUCGAUAAGAAUGGAGCUAUGGUCACUCAAUCUUGGGAAGAUCCGUUCACUAAUGGUGUGAACUCUUCGGAUUUAGUUCAAUAUAUAUCUGAUUUGAUUGCCGAAAAAGGAAUUGCUUACUCAGAUAAAGCAAGAGUUUGAGUUGCUUGUGACACCAGAGACUCUAGCCCAAGACUAAUUGCUGCUUUGAAAGCAGGAAUUGAAGCUGUUGGUGUAAAAGUAAAGGAUUUUGGGGAGCUCUCCACUCCACAGUUGCACUUCCUUGUUUGGUUUGCAGAUAAAGAGAAUUACUCUCCAGAAGAUAUUGAUGGUAUGAAUGAAGAAAUCUAUUAUGAUUACUACAAGAAGAAUCUUCAAGAGUACUGGGCACUAAUAUCGAGAGACGAAGAAAGCCAUUACCAAUCGCAGCUGGUUGUGGAUACAGCCAAUGGAAUCGGAGGCAAACAGCUUAAAAAAUUGGAUAUCUUCACCAAUUCUUCUCACUAUGGACUAGAUGUAACUGUAUUGAAUGAUGGAAGUACUGGCACUGAAUUCCUUAACCACAAAUGUGGAGCUGAAUGCAUUCAUAAAGAUAAAUCUUUCCCUCUUGGAGCUGAAGAAAUCAAGACAGACGACAAUACUAAAUGGGUCAGCUUCGAUGGAGAUGCAGAUAGGAUUGUUUAUUACUAUGGAAAUCCUUCAACCCAGGAUCUCAAUGUGAUUGAUGGAGAUAAAAUUGCAAUCCUUCUUGGUGAUUAUAUCAAGAGUCUGAUGAACAACAUAACCAAUGAUAAGACUAGCUUAUCUGAGCUGAUCACUUUUGUUGUUGUUCAGACUGGAUAUGCUAACAGUGCAGCAACUAAAUAUCUAACAGAUAAAGGUGUGAAAGUCGAAAGAGUCCCAACUGGAGUAAAAUAUCUUCACCACAGGGCAGAACAAUAUGACAUUGGAGUAUAUUUUGAAGCUAAUGGGCAUGGAACAGUGAUCUCAAAGUACCAAAAGAUUGUCAAGAUCUUACAGGAUAAUGACUUCAGUCUAGAUGAUGCUCAUGUUAACAAAUUUUUGAAGUUCCUUCUCUUAACAAAUGAGGCAGUGGGUGAUGCUUUGGCAACUUUGCUGAUGGUUGAGGCUUUCCUAAAGGAUUCAGGAAAGAACACCAAAGAAGUCAAUGAGAUUUAUUCAGAUCUCCCUUCCAGAAUGCUUAAGUUAGCAGUCAAAGACAGAAGUCAGUUCAAGACCCACCAUGAAGACGAGACUCUCCUUCUUCAGCCAGAAGGACUCCAGGAUAGAAUUGUGGAGAUAUUCUCAAAAGUAGAAGGAUCGAGAGCUUUUGUGAGACCCUCAGGUACUGAAGAUGUCGUGAGAAUCUAUGCUGAGGCUCCUACUCUAGAAGAUGCUGAUAAGAUCGCAGAUGAGAUCAACGAUAUGCUUGCAAAGGAGUUCUAGAAGCUAUUAUUCCUCACCAUAUUUCAAUAAGCUA
Moneuplotes crassus is the source of this 1716-nucleotide messenger RNA. The record is from the annotation of a GenBank genome assembly. Lineage: Eukaryota; Ciliophora; Spirotrichea; Euplotida; Euplotidae.